AUGUCAUUUGGAUCGUUUGACCAUGUCUGUAAUAAGACCGCAUUUCCCAUCUGUAAUGUCAUUCAAUCAUUAAGUAAUAGCACGGAUUUCUCUAGAGGAGUCAUCCCCGUGUGCUAUUCUAGAUCGGUCGAGUUAGCUAAUACCAUGAUCUUUCAAAUAGGGAAUGCCUUUGUUCAUUUUGGAUCAUUGAUCGUAUUGUUAAUCAUUAUCUUCCACGUCAGGGCGAAGUACACGGCCAUUGGAAGAACUGAGAUGUUGCAAUUCUUUUAUUUGUGCAUAUGUUUGGUAAUUUCUUCAUUGGUUGUUGACUGCGGUGUGGCAUCGCCCUCAUCUUCAACUUAUGCGUAUUUUGUAGCGCUUCAGUUUGGGUUUACUUCUGCUGUUUGCGCUUGCAUAUUCUACAAUGGACUUUUAUGCUUCCAGUUUUGGGAGGAUGGAUCAAGAAAGUCGAGGUUCUUAUUGAGAAUAAUACUGUUUGCAUGGUUUGCCUGUAACUACAUUAUCAGCAUAAUAACGUUUAAGAGUUGGGGCACAUUAUUGAACGAUGGUUCCACCGAGGUUUUGUUCGUCGUGAGCUAUAUUGGUAACGCCCUUUUGUUAGCCGCUUAUUUCGUUUCUCAAAUUAUCUUGGUCAUAUUUGCUUUAGAUCUGUACUGGCCGUUGGGUGCAAUUUUUCUCAGUGCCUUCUUCUUUGUUACAGGGCAGGUGUUGGCUUAUGUCUUCAGCGAAAACAUUUGCGAGGGUUUAUCGCAUUAUAUUGAUGGUAUCUUCUUUGGAUCAUUAUGCAAUAUAUUCGCCAUUAUGAUGAUUUAUAAAUUCUGGGAUAUGAUCACGACUGACGACUUGGAAUUCUCUGUUGCGAAUGUUGAACAUGGAAUCAACGCAUUUGAAGAUGAAGAUGAAAAGAGGAAUACUAUCUACUCUUACAGAUAG
Messenger RNA from Dujonia railenensis, 933 nucleotides. The record is from the annotation of a GenBank genome assembly. Lineage: Eukaryota; Fungi; Ascomycota; Pichiomycetes; Serinales; Debaryomycetaceae.